UUGUUAUCCCUGUACAUUUAACUAUCCCAUCCCACUCUCAAGGUCUAGUCUACGUACCCCGCAUCCGGAGCGCACAGAACCCCCAGCCUGCGGAGCCCCGACGGAGACGAUGCCGGGGACCUACCCGCCGCCGCCGAGGCCGGUGAUGCUCGCCGACCUCAACUUCGAGCCGACGGAGAGCGACGGCGAGGAUCGCCCACCAACCCCCAAACCCAACCCCACCGCCGCCGACUCCACCAGGAGUGGCACUGAGGAGGGCGGUUUGGCAAAAAAUGUGAUUGCAACAAAGGACGCUGAUACUGUUGAAUGCGAAGAUGCAGAUCAGCAUUGUCAAGGGGCUUCUGCUCCACGUGAGGAGAAAGUUAGCAACCUGAAAGCUGCUUUGGUUCAUGUGGCUCGGAAGAUGCCUAAGAAUGCUCAUGCACAUUUUAUGUUGGGUUUGAUGUAUCAAAGGCUUGGUCAGCCACAAAAGGCAAUAUCAGCGUAUGAAAAGUCGUCUGAAAUAUUGUUACAUGAUGAAGAAGAAGUGCGGAGGCCUGAUUUACUCUCAUCAGUGAGGAUACAUCAUGCACAGUGCAUUUUGCAAACAAGCAUGGGCGAUAGUUUUGAUGAAGAGCUUGGAACUGGUGAGCUGGAUGAAAUACUUGCUAAGAUGAAGAGUUCAGUUGAAUCGGAUCCCAGGCAGGCAGCUGUUUGGAAUAUCCUCGGUUUAGUUCUUCUACGGGGUGGCCAACUUCAGAGUGCUAUCUCAGUUCUAUCUUCUCUUACGGCUGUUGCUCCAGACUACUUGGACUCCCUUGCGAAUCUUGGUGUUGCGUAUAUUCAAAGUGGGGAUCUAGAGCUGUCUGCAAAAUGCUUUCAAGAGCUUCUUCUAAAGGAUCAAAACCACCCAGCGGCUCUGUUGAACUAUGCAGCUCUCCUCCUUUGUAAAUAUGGAUCUUUGGCUGCAGGGGCAGGGGGCAACAUCAGCGCAGGGCCUUAUCUACAUCAGAGAGAAGCCUUAGCUGUUGCAAAAGAGUGCUUACUUGCAGCAGCGAAGGCUGAUCCUAAAGCUGCAUCAGUGUGGGUUAAUCUUGCAAAUGCAUAUUACAUGGCUGGUGAACAUAGAAAUUCAAAAAGGUGUUUGGAGCAGGCAGCAAAAUUGGAACCCAAUCAUAUGCCUGCUCGGUAUGCUAUUGCAGUUCACCGUAUCAGAGAUGCUAUAAGGUCACAGUGUUGUGAUGACCAACUUCACUGGGCUGCAAAUGAAAUGGCAACAGUUCUAAAAGAAGGAGACCCUUCAGCAGUUGAUGCCCCAAUUGCAUGGGCAGGGUUGGCAAUGGCUCACAGGGCACAACAUGAAAUUGCAGCUGCUUAUGAUGCGGAACAUAUCAAUCUUAAUGAUGCAGAAGAGAGAGCUCUUUAUACACUAAAACAGGCAAUCCAAGAGGACCCAGAUGACGCUGUUCAAUGGCAUCAACUUGGCUUGUAUAAUAUUUGCAUGACUCGGUUCAGCAGAUCUGUCAAUUUUCUUAAAGCUGCGUUAGCUCGUUCCCCAGAUUGCAGCUAUGCUUGGUCAAAUCUUGGUAUUGCAUUGCAACUAUCAGACGACUCGUCUUCUGAAACUGUAUAUAAGCGGGCACUGGUACUAUCUUCAAGCCAGCAGUUGCAUGCAAUCUUCUCUAAUCUUGGAAUUCUUUACCGGCAGCAUAGGAACUAUGAAUUUGCAAGAAAGAUGUUACUGAGGUCGUUGGAACUGUGUCCUGGAUAUGCACCUGCCAACAACAACCUGGGGCUUGUAUUUGUCGCGGAGGGCCGUUGGGAGGAUGCUAUAAUCUGUUUUGAGAAAGCCCUGCAAUCUGAUCCCCUGCUUGAUGCGGCCAAAUCGAACUUGGCAAAAGUCCUUGCAUUGUCAAAGAAACAGUAGAACAAGAGAAGACGAAAGAUGAUCGUCCACUGGAGCUUCAGACAUGGAAGCGCUGUCACCAAAUCUCUGAUCUGGAGUGUCUCAAUGGCCGGGUCAGAUAUGAUAUGGUGGCUCAUGAUUUCUCACAACAGUAGAAGUUUUUCAGAAGUGCAGCUUCCUAUGGUUGCCCUGGAAUGUGACAGAGAUGCUGCCCUUGGCGUGCCGAGUCGGGAGGUGCACAGGCUCAGCAGUUGAUGUGAUAUUUUCUUAAUGGUGCGUCACUCCAGGAAGGGCCCAUUUUUUUAAGUAUAUGUGCAGUAAAAAAAAAAAAAUCGUUGUAACAAGCAUGUGCGUAAACAGGGUCCCCACUGCUGCUGUAUAUACGCCUGAAGUUGCCAUGCGUGCUGAAGAUCCAGUGUUACCUGGAGGGUGAAUUUGACGACCAUUGCCAUUC
Molecule: messenger RNA, 2339 nt
Organism: Phragmites australis (common reed)
Lineage: Eukaryota; Viridiplantae; Streptophyta; Magnoliopsida; Poales; Poaceae
Exons: 12
Coding region: 110-1906 (598 amino acids)
Molecular function (GO): protein binding
Source: RefSeq, a predicted model, not a curated record